Messenger RNA from Phaeodactylum tricornutum CCAP 1055/1, 4060 nucleotides. RefSeq lists its product with no specific name. The coding region runs from base 1 to 3918 and encodes 1305 amino acids. The transcript is spliced from 3 exons. The record is from RefSeq and is a predicted model, not a curated record. Lineage: Eukaryota; Bacillariophyta; Bacillariophyceae; Surirellales; Neidiaceae.
AUGUCGACGGAUGCCGCGGCGGAAUUGUUGCUGUCGGGAGCGGCAGUCUUGUUGCUAACGCAUUCAUCCAGGAUCAUCCAAAGGUCGACGCGGGGCGCACGUUGGACGUCUCCCUACUCCCCAGCAACAAGCAACGCCACGACCUCCAUUGUCUUACUCUGGGUUGCGGCAUCCUUACAGCACAACGCACUGGCAAUCCAGACCAACGCCGUCUUUGCGUCUUGCCUCCUGGUAGUAGUCGUCGGUCCCGUCGCUCCCACUACCCGAGUAUUACGCACACCCGUGACCGACGCAAACUUUCCCACGGCGACAGCCGGCUAUGCUCCGACGGCCGUCUCACUGCCCUCCCGGUACCAGUGGUGGGCCCGUACGAGUGUGUCUGUCACGCCCACGGCACUCUGGACCAGUUUGUUCUUUGACACCACGACACGUCCCUGGUACAACCCGAUCAGCGCAACGGAACCCGUUGCGCGAGUGUCCGUCGCCUUGCUUUCUGGAGUCGCAACGUGGGUGAUGCUCAUGGCGUGGCACUAUUACCGUUACCGACGAAGGAAACCUCCUGCGCAACUCCACUACAGCGACGCGGGUUCCACUUUUGGGACUCCUUGGAAUGUGACGGAACAUACCAACAAGCAGAGUAUGGAACAACAUUGGUACCAAUGGACCGUGUACGAAACAAUAGUCUGGAUGGAAGACGUCGUUCGGCAACAGCAACAGCAAACGAACGAUGACUAUGAAAUUCCUUUCGACGUGGCCACAUUCUUGGGACCGGAACAAAUUCACGGUUACCAACUGCCCCAAUUGACGACUCGGGAUUUGACGGUCUUAGGUAUUCCGAUGGAUACCGCCUUGGGCAUCACCAAGGCUAUUGUACAAUUACUACAGCAGCAUCCGGGGCCCAACGGUAGCCUUUUCUACGGCAACCAAUCCGACUCGACUGUAUAUCCGACCAUUCGUACCACCGACUGGCUCGCACAACACGAUGCCGAAUACAAUUGCGUGAACAUCCGUGGCCCCCCAGUCCAAACUUAUCCGCAGCCGACGUCGUUGUCAAAUUUCUACAGCGCAGCCCCAACACACUACCAUCCAAAGGAUCAGCCGCAACAACAACAGCAGCAGCAGCAACAACAACGGCCAUUGACUCGUGAAACGGCCGACUUGCCCGACGAUGCACAAGAACGAGCCCAACGGAUGAUGCGGGAUAGGUAUGGUCUAGAAUUGCCAGCCUUUCGCACAGCGACGGUCUGCACCGACUCGGGUGGAGACACCGUCUCACCUGGGACGUAUCGAAACGACGACUCGCAGACCGUCCCCCCAACCACGGGAGCCGUUCCUCCGGACGGUCCAGUGCCCUCCUCCUCCGCACCCGUCCAUCUGACUCAGAGCAAUAGCAACGGCCGGGCUCCCCCUUCUCCAUCAGCAACGACACUACCGUCCGAUUUUGUUGCCAACUUGCCGCCACACAUCGCCGACAUUCUCCGUCAGAAACCCGAUUUGGUCGCACAAGUUUUGCGGUCGCACCGACGGGCCACCCAUAGGAACGAUGGCGCUCAAGCUGUAGUUCCACAGUCUUUCCACGAGACGUCGCUACCGCUAGACUCUUCUGUCAGGGAAACACACUCGCCGGGCGCGGACAACAAUGACGUUGGGGAUGUGGAGAGCACGCCCCUGCUGGCGGAUACGCCUAGCGCUUGGGGUGCCGACAACAACCAAGAAACCGCCGACCGUUUUAGCUACUAUGGUAGGCUGUUUCAACGGAAACUUGCUAUAGUUAGAAUAGCCCUGUGGCACGGAGGUGACAUUUCGGAUGCCGCUCCCCGACGAAAUGGGACUCGACGGGGAACGGAUUGUGGAAAUCCCAACGCCGGGUUCGGGUGCACUCCCGGAAUGCGACCCAGGGUGCGAGUACGACUCCCAUCGUUGUUGACAGUGAAAGAAGGAAGCCGUCCCGGAACAGAGAGUGUUCUCCCUACCUAUUGCCUACCCAACAGUAACCAACUCUCUCUUACUCUGUCUCCCCUUAUCGAUCGACCUUGUGCGGGACAGGUUUCGUUCCGGACCAAACCUGCUCUUUCGUUACCAAUCCACACACACAGGAAGGGGUGUACUUUUGGGUCGAGCAAUCUCACCAUGGGGGACAAUUUACUCGACGAUUUACUCGACGACAUUUUGAUCGAUACGGGAGCCGGGACGGAACAUGAUGAUCUACUCGAUCACUUGUUGGGGGACGACAAAGACGGGAACGCAGCAAUACCAACGUUGCAGGAGACGCUCAAUCGUCGUUCCCAUCAUUCCAGCAAUGGAGACAAUACGGCCGCGCACGAUGACAACGACGACGACAUUAACGAAACGGGUCACGACGGUGAUAACAUCUCCUUGCCGACCGAAACGGAAUCCGGCAUCGACAGCACACCCGACUCUCCGUUGGAAGACUUGUCGGCAUCCACCGAGGAAGAGAUCACCUUUGGACCAGACGAGACCAUUGUUCCAGCGAACCCUACGUUACGCACGGAACCUUGGAACGCUCCGACACCGCCGUCCACACCGUGGAAGACGACCGAUUCAAAGCACCGUCUUCGACGACGCGCCCCCGAAGACGUGACCUUGGCCCAGAGUGACGCCUUUUUGCGGCGUGGACUCCGCAGCGGAAACGACACCACCGUACGUGCCAAGCACCGUGCGCGGAAAAUAAAAAUUCCAAGAGCAGAACAAACGCGAAAGGUAACCGUCCCACUCACUCCCCACUUUCACGGGCGUUCCGUCGCCCAACCCGUCGGACGUAACGCAUCCCGCAACCAGGCUACGUGGGCGCAGAGCUCCCGAGUUUUUAGCGAGGGACUGCGGGACGGGAAAGAUAACGUACCUACCGCAGCCAAGGAUCACGACCCCAACCACAAUCGCCUGACGGUACCCGUCGGCCCCAAAUUCCACGGAACACCGCACGAAAUCCACAAACCCCCCAAAUUUCACGAGGACUUAAGCAUGGCCGAAAGUGUGGCUUCGUUUGGUCGUGGACUCCGUCGGAGUACCAAGAACGUUGGCACUUCGCCCCCUAAAGCGAGGCAUCGCGGUGUAACGGUUCCCGUGGAGCCCAAGUUUCAUUCCACUACGCACUAUACCCGAAACCGCCCAAAAAGCGCGGAAGAACAAGAAGCAGAGCUCAUGGAGUACUAUAAAGCGAACCCUAUCAAGGCAAAUCCGUUACCGAAUUACCUCGCUGCCAGUGGUGGCAACGCUCGUCCACAUCACCGAUCCAAGCAAGUAGACGCCGCUAGCUAUGUCCAGAAGGACGAACUCGACGCACUGGAGUGCCGAAAACAGUUCAAGGCACGACCCAUGCCACACUUUUCGGAAGAAGCGUUACUUUCGAAAACCCACGAACGUCGACCGCUGACGCAAACGGAGCCCUUUCGCUUUCGCGUCGCCCGUUUGGACUCGCCCACGCGUAAAACUAACGCAGCACCUACUUCCCCCGAACGCAGUGUCGACGACAAUGUCGCGGUGGCAUUCAAGGCUCGCCCCGUUCCGAAAUCGACCUACGUAUCCCCACCACGCAAAACCAAGACCCCGCGGCCUUGUGUUCCCAAUUUGACGCCCCAGGUACUCACACAUCCACGCUCCUACGAUCCGGCAAGGGAUGCCUCACGACACAUGCAGGCCGACAAUCGCGUGCGUCAACAGGCGCAAGCCAAGCAAAGUCGGCAACGGGAUCAGCAUUGGCAAGAUAUGCAACAUGCCAUGCAAAGCGUAAACAUGGGAAAGUCUACACCUACAAUCAAACCAUUUCAACUUGAAUCCGUGACCCGUCACGAAGCCUACCAAGCUGAGUUAGCCAUCAAGCGAGCACAGGAACAACGGGAACUUUAUGAAAGGGCGCAAUUCAAAGCCCGACCAGUGGGAUUUACAAAGCAAGCGUAGGCAUGGGGACCGCAACAUGACAACAUUCAGAAGGGGACAUAGAAUCGCCGGGGGUUCAAGGUGACGCACAAGUUAUUCGCUGUAUGGUACUCUUACAUGACUAGGUAGAAGAGUUGACGGUAAAUGAUAAUCGAUGCCUUUG